This is a messenger RNA of Knipowitschia caucasica, 966 nucleotides long. NCBI's taxonomy places the organism in Eukaryota, Metazoa, Chordata, Actinopteri, Gobiiformes, Gobiidae. The record is from the annotation of a GenBank genome assembly.
AUGAAAAGGAACCAUGAUUUUAGCUGCUCUUCGGACAGCGAACUUGACGAGGCCAUCGAGGUGGAGAAGGAGAGCGCAGAUGAGAAUGGGAACCUGAGCUCUCCCAUGGGCUCGCUGUCUCCCUCCACGUCCACUCAGGUGCAGGCCAGGAAGAGACGUCGAGGAAUAAUUGAGAAACGACGUCGCGAUAGAAUCAACAACAGUCUGAGCGAACUCCGCAGACUCGUCCCCAGUGCCUUUGAGAAACAGGGCUCAGCAAAGUUGGAGAAGGCAGAGAUUUUGCAGAUGACUGUGGACCAUCUGAAGAUGCUUCAUGCAGCUGGAGGAAAAGGUUACUUUGAUGCUCAUGCUCUGGCGAUGGACUACCGUGGUCUGGGUUUCCGUGAGUGUUUGGCAGAGACCGCUCGCUACCUCAGCAUCAUCGAGGGCUUGGACAGCACAGACCCUAUGCGUAUCCGCCUUGUGUCUCACCUCAACAACUACGCCAGUCAGAGAGAAGCCCACUCCGGCCUGAGCCACCUGGCCUGGGGUUCCGCUUUCGGCUCUCCCCCUACGGCCCACCUCACCCACAGCUUGCAUCUCCUUCAGCACCAGCCUGCCCUGACAGCCCCCAGUACUCCCAUGGCACCCGUCAGCACAGCGUCCUCAACCAGCACUCCUUCUCCCUCCACAGACAGCCACCUCCCGGGCAGACGCAGUGGCAGUGUGACCCCUCAGACAGAGCAGGCGCCCCUCCGUGUGCCCGUCACUGCUGCUCCCACACCGGUCCUGCACCCAGCCCUCGUCCCGGCCACAGUCUCCAAACUAUCUCCUCCCCUGAUCUCAUCGCUUUCGGCUUUCCCGUUUCCCUUCAGCGCGUUCCCACUCAUUUCACCUGCUACAUCCACAAGCAUCAGCACACCGGCCUCAGCCUCUAGUGUUGGGAAACCUUAUAGGCCCUGGGGAAUGGAGAUUGGAGCAUUCUGA